AUGAUUUUUCAUAUCAAGAUUAUCUUUCUACUAAUUUUUCUUUGGAUAAAAAGUUGUUCCGGCGCAGAAAUUUCUAAUUCCCUGUUUCCAAGUACUUUAGGAAUUACGAAUCAAAAUGAAAGUAUUUUCAUAGAACAUCAAAUAGUUUCUAACUCUGAUGUAUUACUUGUUAAAUGUCCAUCUCAUUUUUACAAACACAACAAUAAUAAUUUUAAAUUUACUGUAAAUGAGCUUAUAAGAGACUUACAAGUAAAAAAAAUUGAUUCAAAGAAUGAUACAAUAAUUUGGUAUUAUAUUGUAAACCCAAAAGCUGAAAAAGAAAAUAUUAGCUUACUUUGUGGAGAAUUAAUUUUUCGUUCAGGCGGAUCUACAAGUUUAAUACAAUGGAUUGUUAAUAUUGUAUGGAAAUCAAAACCAAACCCUUUACUUACUAAUGAUACUUACAAUGCUGAAGGUUCAUUAUAUAGCCCUAAAAAGUGUAACGGCACAAAUGAUUUGCUUCCUUUUAUCAAAUAUAGUAGAACACAAAUUAUUAAAAUGUUUAAUGAUAAAGUAGAUAAAGUUUAUAAAGGUGACAUUCUAUAUGCUUUUGAUUUAACAAAAGCUAUUGGUCCAAUAGAAUAUCUUCUCCCCUGUAGUAUUGACAAACCUUACCACUCUUCUCCUGUGAUUGGAAUUGAAGAUCAUCAACCAGAAGAAAUAAAAUUUGAUAAUACAAAGAUAAGAUAUAUUAAAAAAAAUAUUAAUAAAGAAAAAUUUAAAUUUAAGUUGGAUAUCAUUAAGCAUUCACAUCAUAAGGAUUUCUUUAAAUAUGAAAAUGUCAAAGCAACUAUAAUGACUUUUACAAAAAAAGAAGGACUAAAAUUAGAUAUAAAUAAAGAUGUCAUUGAAAAUGAGAUAAUUGUUAAUUCUUAUGAGAUUGUUAAAGUUCAAUAUACAUGUGACAGCUGUUCAGAAAAUAGUACUGAUUUACGAACAUUUGAAGAAACAUACUUCUUUGCUCCAAAAAAAAAUUUAAUUGUGAAAGAAAAAAUUUCACAUUUUAUCAACGAACUGGAGUAUAAACCUAAUUGUUCUAUAAAUGACUACAAAUUUGCCUAUUUCUAUUAUGUAAAAUUUGAAAAUACAAAAAGUACCAUUGAUGAACUUCGCGAUAAUGGAAAUAAAAAUUUUGUAUUAGAGAACAAUAAAGUUUUAUACAAUAAUAAAAAUCCAAAUGGAAUUUUGUCAUGUGUCUAUAAAAUGGUAAAUGAAGAAUACACUGUUUCACAACAAUAUGAAUUAAAUGUGGAAGGAAUAAUAAAAGUAGAUGACGAUGGAAAAAAAUAUCUGGCUACCAAAAAGUCUUUACAAGAUUCAAAAAAUGCAAACAUAACAAUAAUCGCCAUUGUUAUAGGAACUAUUUUAAUACUACUUAUAAUUUUAAUAAUUUUCCUCUUCUUUUCAAGGGUAAAAAUUAUGAAAUUUUUAAAUAAACGAAAAUUACAAAAAAAUUAUCCAAAUGUAUAUAAAUAUUGGGAAUUUGUUAAAGAUAUAGAAUUUGAAAAAUUAGCCCAAAUGAGGACUGAUGCAUUAUAUGUUCCAGAAAAACUUAGAGAACUUAUUGAAAAAAAAGAAAUUAUUGGAGGUGAAGAAGUUGUAGUAAAGAAUAAAGAUUUAUUUAAGGAUACAUUAGCACUGUCUCAACGAAAUGUUAAAUCACCUAUUAAUGCAUACUAUGUUAAUAUGGAAUUUCAGAACAAUGUACUUUUUUUAUCAGAUGCUCCAAAUGAAAAAGAUUUUAACAAAUUUUGGAAUAUGAUAUAUAGAGAAAAGAUUAAAGUAAUCAUCUCGAUAAGUAAUAGAGUUAAUGAUAAAAAUGUUGUAAAUGGAGAAUAUUGGCCUUCUGAAGGAAAUGUCCAGAAUUUUGAUGGUUUUACUGUUAAAAAUGUGUGCAAAAAAGAUGUUAAGGUAAUUGAUACUAUUGCAUGGUCACUAGAAAUUGACGAUAAACGUGAUACAGUUAAUUCUAUAUACCUUUAUCAAGUUAAUGGAUGGAAAAGCAAUAGUAUUCCUGAAUGUCUUGGGCAAAUAAUAGAUCUCUUUGAAAGUGUUAAUCAAUUAAGUGGUGUUGAACCAAUUUUAAUUCAUUCAGAUGGUAAAGCUGGAUCAAGAGUCUUUUUAUUUACAUAUUUUUCUGGGAUUGUUAUGGCAUUAAAAAAAAGUAAAAUUUAUAAAGAUCCAUUUUUAAUGAUAAAACAAGUACGUGAUCAAAGAGAAGGUGGAAAUAUUUCUGCAAUGGAUUUUAUUGUUUUGAAUGUUUUGAUUGUGGAAUAUUUUGUAAAAAAUAAGAUUAUUAUGAAAAAUGAAGAUUAUCUGGCAUUUAAGGGAAAAUAUGAUGAUUAUGUAUACUCAUUUCGUGCUAAAGAAAAUUCACUGAUAUCGGAAAUAAGACCAUUCUUAUUAUAUAUUUUAUUUUUUGAUGAAAGCAAAGUUAGAGAAUAUGAACAUCAUGUUCAAGACUUUAAUAGUCAAUAUAAAAUAGGAACGAAUGAACGUUGUACAAAAUUCUUGGAAGCUUUAAAAUAUCAAGAAGAUUUGAAACAACCACAAAAAAAAGUAAUUCGUUAUAAUGACAUAAUGUGCAAUGAUAAAAAUAUUGUGGAAACAGGUUUAACGAGCUCAUUCAAUGGACAUCCAUAUCCAAAUUUUAUCAAUGCUAAUUAUAUUGAAUAUACUGGAACUUAUACAAAGAGAAAAAGAAAAAUUAUUAUGUGCCAAGCCCCAAAUAUUGCUGGUGUUGAACAAAUGUAUUCUAUGUUAUAUACACAAAAUGUUGGUCUUCUUGUGAAUCUUUGUUGUGAUUUAGAAUUAAAAACGGGUAAUAAGAAUAUAGAAGAAGAUUUGAACUGGCAUGUUUAUUAUCCUACAAAAGUAGAUGAAAGUAAAACUGUAGGUGUAAUGAAAAUUACACAACAAAGUGUCAUUAAUGAGGUUCAAAAGAAUGUAACAGCUGCAUGCUACGCUCUAGAAAACACAAGUAAAAAAGAUUCUAAAAAUGUAUUUUUUAAUUUGAUUCAUUAUAAUGGAUGGACUGAUAAAGAUAUUCCAUCAAAUCAUAUGGAAUUAUAUAAUCUAUAUAAGUAUAUAAUGUCUAAUAGUGGUGAAAGACCCAUUGUUAUACAUUGUAGUGCUGGAAUAGGAAGAACUGGUACAUUAGCUUUGCUAAUAUAUAUGAUUGAUAAUAUAACAGCAGAAAGAUUUUUUGAUCCAAUAUUAUGUUUGAGAAAUUUACGUGAAUCAAGAUAUCAAGCUAUUCAAACUAAUAGCCAAUUUAAGUUAGCUUUACUUUGUGUAUUUGAACAUUUUAAAGCUGAAAUUCAUAAAUUAGAUGAGGAACUUUUUGGAAAUCUUAAGAUAUGGUUAAGAUAA
This is a messenger RNA of Strongyloides ratti, 3411 nucleotides long. RefSeq names its product Protein-tyrosine phosphatase, receptor/non-receptor type domain and Protein-tyrosine/Dual specificity phosphatase domain and Protein-tyrosine phosphatase, catalytic domain-containing protein. The coding region runs from base 1 to 3411 and encodes 1136 amino acids. Gene Ontology annotation, molecular function: protein tyrosine phosphatase activity. The transcript is spliced from 4 exons. NCBI's taxonomy places the organism in Eukaryota, Metazoa, Nematoda, Chromadorea, Rhabditida, Strongyloididae. The record is from RefSeq and is a predicted model, not a curated record. Gene Ontology annotation, biological process: protein dephosphorylation.